This is a messenger RNA of Oreochromis niloticus (Nile tilapia), 2204 nucleotides long. RefSeq names its product cholinergic receptor, muscarinic 4a (gene chrm4a). Gene Ontology annotation, biological process: G protein-coupled receptor signaling pathway, coupled to cyclic nucleotide second messenger; chemical synaptic transmission; adenylate cyclase-inhibiting G protein-coupled acetylcholine receptor signaling pathway. Lineage: Eukaryota; Metazoa; Chordata; Actinopteri; Cichliformes; Cichlidae. The coding region runs from base 484 to 2097 and encodes 537 amino acids. The record is from RefSeq and is a predicted model, not a curated record. Gene Ontology annotation, cellular component: plasma membrane; dendrite; synapse. The transcript has 7 exons. Gene Ontology annotation, molecular function: G protein-coupled acetylcholine receptor activity; G protein-coupled serotonin receptor activity.
GAAAGAACGAAUCUCUGUGUGGUGCGCGCGAGAACGAGAGCCCUGUCGCUGAAGCUGAGCGGGCAUGUUUUGGAUUUCCGGAGAUCAAUGAGCGAAGCCUGGGAUAUGGAUAGGUGUUAAGCCUAAGAUAGUUGUUAAUUUAUUUCUGUCGCCAUUAUUAUUAUUAUUAUUAUUAUUAUUAUUAUUAUUAUUAUUAUUAUUGUUGUUGUUGUUGUUGUUGUAAUAAAAAGCAUCCAGGGAGGGAAACUGCACUAUUAAAACUGGUUAAAGAGAAAGCAGAACAGAAGCAGAAGGACCAUAAUGUGAACUGUGAGUGUGCUCGACGGAAAAGCGGAGCGGAGGAUAACAUUUUAGAAGGGCUACACAAGGGUGAUAGUGGGUAGAAAACUUGGAGAAAGAAAAACAACGUGGACGAGAGCGAAAAGAGAAAAGAAGGGAGAGAAAAGUCUCGUCUUCGCUGUUGUCGGUUCAGCGCCAUGAAUCAUGAGUAACGACAGUAACGGAGUUGGAGGGCUUCAGCCUCUCUGGAACAUCAAUGGCUCAUUGCUCAACCAAACGACUGACCUGUUCUCCAACACAUCGUGCAACAUAUCCACCAAUGAUUCAACAUCCUGUUCUGCUGUUGACAGUGGAGUGGGAACUGGAAGUCCAUACAAAGCUUUGGAGAUGUUUUUUAUUGCUAUGGUUACAGGAUCGUUGAGCUUUGUGACUGUUACAGGAAAUAUUUUAGUCAUGCUCUCCAUCAAAGUAAACCGUCACCUACAAACUGUCAAUAACUAUUUCCUAUUUUCAUUAGCAUGCGCUGACUUGAUCAUCGGUGUUUUCAGUAUGAAUUUGUAUACAGUCUACAUUAUUGUUGGCUACUGGCCACUUGGGCCGGUGGUCUGUGACUUGUGGCUAGCUUUAGAUUAUGUUGUGUCAAACGCCUCUGUGAUGAAUCUGUUAAUUAUCAGCUUUGAUCGCUAUUUCUGUGUUACCAAACCCCUUACGUAUCCAACAAGAAGGACAACUAAGAUGGCAGGAUUAAUGAUUGCAGCAGCUUGGAUCCUGUCAUUCAUCUUAUGGGCUCCUGCCAUCUUGUUCUGGCAGUUCAUCGUUGGGCAGAGAACAGUGCCACCUGGAGAGUGUUAUAUUCAGUUCCUUUCUAAUCCUGCAGUGACAUUUGGAACAGCAAUAGCAGCAUUUUAUCUCCCUGUCAUUAUCAUGACAGUGUUAUACAUCCAUAUCUCCCUGGCCUCAAGGAGCAGGGUUUCCAAACACAAACCAGAGAAGAAAGACAAGAAGGGAAUGAAAACUCCCUGCCUAAUGAAGAGUCACCUGUUGAAGCAGAACAACAACAAUGAGACCAGUCCUCAUGCCAGUCCCCACUCAACUCCAAAACUCAGUUUGGAUUCAACUACCACUGCACUGGAUGCUGUGAAGAAUGGAAAAGUGGAUGAAUCAAAACCUGCUGAGCCUCAGCCUCUGGCACAGCCAAGUUCAGGACUCACACAGGAAGAAAAAGAGAGCUCCAAUGAUUCAUCCACAGCUUUUAUUCCCCCCAGAGAACCAAAGGACAAUUCCAACAACAAAAUAACGUCUGAGGUGCUAGCAAACCCCACUCCAGUACCGACAACAACCAAUUCUGCCAUCCACAAGAUCAAUCCCUCUUCAAGGUGGUCCAAGAUAAAGAUUGUGACAAAGCAGUCUGGGGAUGAAUGCAUCACAGCUAUAGAGAUCGUUCCACCUGUAGAUGGAGCUGAGAGGCAUUCAAUCCCAAUCAGCCGUCCUCGAACUGUGGCAAGAAAAUUUGCAAGCAUUGCUAGAAGCCAAGUGAGAAGGAAAAGACAGAUGGCUGCCAGAGAAAAGAAAGUAACCAAGACUAUCUUUGCCAUCCUGCUGGCUUUCAUCAUAACAUGGACACCGUAUAAUGUGAUGGUGUUGAUCUCAACCUUCUGCCAGUCCUGUGUCCCUGACACAGUGUGGGCAAUUGGCUACUGGCUGUGUUAUGUCAACUCUACUAUCAACCCAGCUUGUUAUGCACUGUGCAAUGCCACAUUUAAAAAGACUUUCAAGAACCUGUUGCUAUGCCAAUAUAAAAAUAUAGGUACAAGAUAAGAUAGAAGGAGGAGAUUUGAGAUAGGAUGGAAGGCAAAGCUGUAAAUCAUUUCAAGAAGUUGCGUGAAAGAAAAAUGAAGGAACUGAAUAAAGAAUAGCAGAACUGG